AUGGACCAAUAUCACAGAAAACUGAUUAACACCUUUAUGUUGGAUUUAAUAUCUGUUACAUUUGACUUGGAAGAUAUCGUUAACAAAUUAUUAGAAGCUACCAUAAUCAAUGAAUGGAUGAAAAAUUAUAUUUUGGAAGAUCAGGUAGAAUCCGUUAAAAAAACAAGACUGUACGAAGUAAUUCAGGGACGAGGGCCUGAAGCAUUUACAGCUUUGUGCAGAAUAUUAAGAGAAACCAGAAACUAUGCUGCUUGCGAAAUUUUAACAUCGUCCAAAACAAGUGAACAAGAGAAACAAAUAUUAAGUUCAAUUGAUCUAUUGGAUACAACAUGCCGCUGUAAGCGUUGCUCCGAGCUGUUGAAAUAA
Macrosiphum euphorbiae (potato aphid) is the source of this 366-nucleotide messenger RNA. The record is from the annotation of a GenBank genome assembly. Lineage: Eukaryota; Metazoa; Arthropoda; Insecta; Hemiptera; Aphididae.